Molecule: messenger RNA, 1997 nt
Organism: Aspergillus calidoustus
Lineage: Eukaryota; Fungi; Ascomycota; Eurotiomycetes; Eurotiales; Aspergillaceae
Source: the annotation of a GenBank genome assembly
AUGACGCGCGCGCAAAUCCGCCGCGUCGCCGUGAUAGGCGCCGGGAUUAGUGGUGUCGUGUCGGCGGCGCAUCUGCUCGAUGCCGGGUUGGAGGUUGUUGUUUUUGAACGGAGUCAUGCGGCUGGGGGAGUUUGGUUAUAUGAUGAGCGCCGACCACUCGAACCAUCGUAUAAGCAGCUGAAGCCGCUUGAGGCCGAGGGCUUUUUCGAUACGGAUGGGGAUGGGCAUGGGGGGUCGAAGGUUCUUAGCCAUGCGCCGCCGGGACCAUGCUACCAAGGCCUGAAGAACAACGUCUCUACACCGCUGAUGCGGGUCACGCUAAAUGCAUGGCCAGAGGGCACACCCGACUUUGUGAGCCACAGUGUGAUGAAGGAGUAUAUCCAGGAUACGUCGAGGAAGACGCGGGUGGAGGAUGUCACGAUCUACGGGGCGCGGGUGAAGAAUGUGUUAAAGCAGGGCGAGGCAUGGAACGUUACAUGGUCGACGCUGAGGGAAGACGGUGCGGGAGUUAUAGAGCAAGAGAUUGAUUCAAUCUUCGACGCCGUCGUCGUUGCCUCGGGUCACUAUCACACGCCUCGGAUCCCCGAAACACCUGGUCUCGCAGAGGCCAAGGCGCGAUGGCCAAAUCGGAUCAUGCAUUCCAAGGGGUAUCGCAAGCCCGAAGGGUUCGAGGGAAAGAACAUCCUCCUAAUCGGCGGCGCCGUCUCAGCCAUCGACAUCGCGCGCGAAAUCAGCUCGCAGGCAGACACAAUCUACCAGAGCACACGCAAUGGAGAGUUUGACAUUGCAGCCAGCAUCCUCCCCGAGAAUGGCGUGCGGAUCAGCGAGAUUGAGCGGUAUGAGAUUCUCGAGGAUACCAAGACCGAGUCCCCCGACGAGAAUACAGCUCUACCGCUGCCAUUGAAAAUCCACCUGAAAUCCGGACAGACACUUUGCAACGUACACGAAAUCAUCAUCUGCACGGGAUACCAGUUUACGCUCCCAUUCCUGCCAGAGUACCACAACGACAGACUCACGCCCGCAGAAGCCGACGAGAGGGUCCUCGUCACAGACGGAACGCAGGCACAUAACCUGCACAAGGACAUCUUCUACAUCCCCGAUCCCACCCUCGCAUUCGUGGGAGUCCCCUUCUACACGGCUACAUUCACCCUCUUUGAGUUCCAGGCUAUAGUCGUUGCGAACGUUCUUUCGGGGAUUGCAGAGCUCCCAGCCGAGAGUGAGAUGAGACAAGAGUACAAUGAGAGAGUAGCUAGAAAGGGUGUAGGAAAACGGUUCCAUUCGCUCAAGGAUAUCGAGGAGGCGUAUGUGGAUGACCUGCUAGAUUGGGUGAAUGGCUUCCGGGCGGAACGCGGUCUCGCUAAGAUUGAGGGCCACACUCCGACAUGGCACCAGGCGAAAGAAGCGCAGCGCGAGCGGCUGAAAUCCUUCUUUGAGGACAGUGGCAGCAGGCGAGAUAGUGGGAUCGGGGGCCUUCCGGAGGUGGCGAGCUGCACCGCAUGAUUCUUGAUUCACCUGCAUACAUAGUUGAGAGCCUAAGCACACUUGAUAGAAAGCUAGAGCACCUCUUAACGCCGAUAACCAGGAAUUUAUCGAAAACCCUCCGCACAACACGCCACACACCCCAGAACAAGAAAUAAAAACCCUCCGAAGCUCGACCUUAUCAAUCAACUCACAGCCAGCUAAACUUCCCCUUGCGCAGUACGCACAGAAAUGAGGUGCUCCUUGCAUGCCGAUCAGAAACAAGACAGACGGGCGAUAUCUUACCCCUCCCAAGCCGUCGAAUAAGCUUGCCAAUUUGCUUAACUCGCGCGGUGGCGUUGGGGAGCUGAUUGGUGCAGUGGGGGUGAUGAGGUGCGUGGUGCUGCCGAUGAGCAAUAUUUAGGGCUCGGCUCGCCCGCUGCGCGAGUUUAGCUGCGAUGACCCCAUCGUCGAGUCGGAUGGUUUUUGGGACUUCCAAGCGGGUUAUCUGUGUAACAUGGUAUAAAAGAUUUCGUGGG